This is a messenger RNA of Larimichthys crocea (large yellow croaker), 2538 nucleotides long. It is a transcript of the gene trabd2b, whose product is annotated as TraB domain containing 2B. The transcript is spliced from 7 exons. Gene Ontology annotation, biological process: negative regulation of Wnt signaling pathway. Gene Ontology annotation, molecular function: metalloendopeptidase activity; Wnt-protein binding. Gene Ontology annotation, cellular component: plasma membrane; organelle membrane. Bases 364 to 1962 code for a protein of 532 amino acids. The record is from RefSeq and is a predicted model, not a curated record. Lineage: Eukaryota; Metazoa; Chordata; Actinopteri; Sciaenidae.
UCGUCCCACCUCCCUCUCUCCCAGUUAAGACGCUCCAAACUUUCGGAGCGCACCGCGGAAAACUCUCCAAACAGUCUCCAGCUUCAGGACUUCAGCACCGAGUCAAAGAAAACAGGAAAAAAGUUUCAGACAGAAAAGAAGUUGACUGCAGCCGAGGAGAGCGUCGGGGAAUGGCGAAGAGGCAGAAUGGUCCUCCAGCCGAGCGGCACAUGUGAGCCAAGAGGCCACCGGUAACUUUUUUUAUUUAUUUAUUUUAUUUUUAAAAAGGAGACGGUGACAAGGCAGCGAGAGAAGAGAGCAUACAAGAGAGACAUAAAAGUCUCCUAGAGCUGACUGUCAGAAGUGUCCUGUCACCUCGACACGAUGUUCUGCCUGCCGGGAUUCAGCUGGAUCUUCCUGAGCGCUCUCCUGCACACUGUGGCACCCUGGGGCGCACAUCAACCGGAGAGACCGAAGCAGUGCGACGCACCAAAGUCGCAAAGUGACAUGAACUCUUUCCUGUGGAGAAUAAAGCGAGCUCCUCCUCAUCCACCUUCAUACUUAUUUGGUACCAUCCACGUGCCUUACACUCGAGUAUGGGACUUCAUCCCAGACAGGUCUAAGCAGGCUUUCCAUAGCAGCCACAAUGUUUUCUUUGAGCUGGACCUGACCGACUCUCUCACCAUCCUCAAGCUGACCAGUUGCCAGCUGCUGCCCCACGGGGAAAACCUGCAGACUCUGCUACCUCGAGACCUGUACCGGCGCCUCAAACGCCACCUGGACUAUGUCAAACACAUGAUGCCUUACUGGAUGACCGCUGACCAGCGUAGGCGCGGUCUGUAUGCUGACUACCUGUUUAAUGCCAUUGCGGGAAACUGGGAAAGGAAAAGGCCUGUCUGGGUGAUGCUGAUGGUCAACUCGUUGACAGAGUGGGACGUCCGAUCCAGGGGGACGCCUGUGCUAGAUCUGUUCUUGGCUCAAGAGGCUGAGAGGAUGGGAAAGAUGACGGGGGCCGUGGAGCGUGUGGAGGAGCAGUGUCAUCCCCUCAACGGGCUCAACUUCUCUCAGGUGCUGUUUGCCUUGAACCAGACGCUGCUGCAGCACGAGGGCGUCCGAGCAGGCAGCCUGCAGGGCUCCUACACCACUGAAGACCUCAUUACCCACUACAACUGUGGUGAUCUCAGCUCCAUUAUUUUCAACCAUGACACCUCACAGCUGCCUCACUUCAUCAACAGCUCCCUGCCAGCUCAUGACCGCACGACGGCCCUGCAGAUUGACAGCUACUUCCGCCAGGAGCUCAUCUACAAACGCAACGAGCGAAUGGCCCGCCGUGUGUCCGCCUUGCUGCAGAGAAACCCCAACCAGACAUACUUCUUUGCUUUCGGUGCAGGUCACUUCCUGGGGAAUCACAGUGUGCUGGACAUCCUGAGGCAGGAGGGCUACGAGAUCGUCCACAUGCCCCCUGAUCACAAAGAGCCGGUCACAGACAAACCAUCUGAAGAGCCUGCAGCCGGGUCCAGUGAGGAGGCCACUGACACAUCUUCCACCAGUCCACCAGAGACAGAGGAAGAGCUGGAGGACCCAGAGAACAUGCCCGGCCUUGGAGAUGAGGAGCUGCCACACAUGCUGCUCCCCGACAGCCUGAGCCAGCUGGAGGAAUUCGGAAGACACAAACGGCCUCGCAAAGGCCAUCGCGGCCAUGGCAGACCUCGUCUCUUCAGUGACCUGUGGGUCCGCAUUGGAGAUAGCACUACUUCACCAACCAAUGUGAGGAUAAUCAAUGGCUACCUGACAGUCGAGCCUCCACUGACCCAUGAAGAGCAGCACAGACAGAUUGAUAACUACGCCACAGAGCGACAUCCCAGUUCGUCCGCCUCCACUCCGCCUAAUCUGAGCUCAGCCCCACCGGCCUUAGUCCACAGCACACUCACGCUGUCUUGUAUUUUAGCCUGGCUGUUAUCACACAUACUGUUCACCUCCUGACCACAAGGCGACAUUAUCUCACAGACAAACACUCAAGACACCACUGCGUCCACACCAGAGCAGUGGAAUGUCCCUGAUACACAAGGAAUGACCAUCAGCCAGCACACGGAGAAAAGGGAUGGGGGACACGACGUCCUGAGGCAGGACAAUCCUGCUGUCGGCCUCCACCUACAGGGGAGGGAUCAGCUCCAGCCUGCCGAAAUGCCAAGUCUUGUCACGUCUCAUAUGUGUGGAAUAAGCUCUCAGCCAUGAAACAAGCAACAAGUGGACUGUGUUGGACGUUGGAGUCUUCAAACCUCAUGAAAGUAUUAUGGUAGAAUAAAUAAUAAAAACACAUAGCAUAAUGAAGACCUGUAAUUUUAAAGCGUUUGUGUGGUGGAACUUUCUACCUAAUAAAAGCUGUAAUACUGUAUAGAAGACUUUAAUAAUGAGAAUAGAACAUACUAAUAACAGUUAUGUGAUAAACGAGUUGAAUGCAUACAGUCAGGCAGUACUGUGUAGGAGGUGAAGCACUCAGUUGCCACUUUUGUAAAUUGUGCAUUUUGUUCAUAAAAAAAAAUAUUGUAUAUUUAUUAA